Messenger RNA from Parascedosporium putredinis, 906 nucleotides. The record is from the annotation of a GenBank genome assembly. Lineage: Eukaryota; Fungi; Ascomycota; Sordariomycetes; Microascales; Microascaceae.
AUGAUCAUGGAACAAACAAGAGACUGGGAACUCGCGGAGGCGCUGGGCAUCAAGACGUCGUUACGGCCGCCGCCCGUCUGGCAGCACCGCAUCGACCUCGGCCAUUUCAAGGACGACCCUAUCAAGACGUACGAGCGCGAACUCGAAUGGACCGUGCUUCGGGCCAACUCGCAAGAGAUUUGCCAAAAGCUCUCCCAGGCUCCGCCCCGCUUCACCUUCCUUUCCGCCCUCGUGGUCAAGCUCAUCAUCCGCUUCGCCCUCGUCGAUGUCCUAGCGUACCUCGAACAGAAUCAGCCCGAGCUCUUCAUGGUCGGCUUCGACGGGCCCAUCCUACCCUUGAACGCGUCCGCCUACUAUCCACAAAUCUCCGUGCUCAAUUACUGGAGGGACAGCAGCUGGUUCAAGAGGAACCGCACCUACAUCCCCGAGGCGAUGGACCACGCCUCGGCCAACGGCCACGUCGAGGUGCUCGACUGGUGGCUGCGCGAGGCCGAGCUUCCCCUCAAGUAUUCCGAGGCCGCCCUCGAACAAGCCAGCGGGCAUAACCAUUUGGCCGUCCUCGAGUGGUGGCGCCUCGCCGCCACCAUCGACGAGCGGGUCGUUCUCCGCCCCGGCCGCGUGCCCACCAUCGCCAGCCGCUGGGGCCACGUCGGCAUUCUUGAGCUCUGGCGCCAGCUCAAGGGCGACGAGAAAAUCGUCUGCGAGGAGGACGCCCUCGUCCAGGCCACCAUUCACCAGUAUAUCGACGUCCUCGAGUGGUGGAAGCAGUUUGCCCACGGGAAGCUCCCGGAGGCCCUCGAAGACAGCAUGGGCAAGGAUAAUGACAAGGUUCGCCAAUGGUGGGUGAACAACGGCCUCAACUUGGGGCUGAUGAACAUGGAGUGGAUCUUGACGCGGUCCCUCUAA